Molecule: messenger RNA, 3709 nt
Organism: Choloepus didactylus (southern two-toed sloth)
Lineage: Eukaryota; Metazoa; Chordata; Mammalia; Pilosa; Megalonychidae
Gene: CDH22
Product: cadherin 22
Exons: 12
Coding region: 499-2949 (816 amino acids)
Biological process (GO): multicellular organism development; cell morphogenesis; adherens junction organization
Cellular component (GO): plasma membrane; adherens junction; catenin complex
Molecular function (GO): calcium ion binding; cadherin binding
Source: RefSeq, a predicted model, not a curated record
CGGGCGCCGGACUCGCCAGCCCGCCCGCGCCGGGGCUCCCGCCCCACGCAGCGUCCCGAGGCGGCAGGACUGGGGGGGAGCCCCGCGCCGCUCCCCGAGGAUCCCAAACAGGACGGCCCUGGGUCCUGGAAGGAUUGGCGGGCUACCGACGUGCACCCUCCUCUCUGCGCAAGGGCCAUGACGCACACCCCACUCGGGAGCUGCGGACGCUCUGCCUGGUGAUCCGGCCGCGGCGCCCCGAGGGGGGCGCGGGCGGGGACCCCGGGGGCCGUCCAUGCCCCGGGUGCGGCCGCGCCCCCUCCCCCUCCAGCCGGGCGCGCCCGUGGCAGGGCGACAUUCAGGGCCGCGGGCCUGUCCAGUGCCCCGUCGGGAGCGGCGUCCCGGCGGCCGCGCUGAGGCCACCAUGUGACGCGGCACCGGCUCCGUCGUGCGACCGAGCGGCGGCGCCCUGGUGCCUCCCGUCCAUGCUUCUGGGCCCCGGCCCCGCGCAGGCCAAGCAUGAGACCGCGGCCCUACGGUAGAGGGCUCCGCGCGGGAGCUGCGCUGUCGCUCACGCUGCUGCUGCUGCUGCCGCCGCUGGAACGCCUGUGGGCGGCAGGCACACCCGCGCCGCCGGCGCCCGGGGCCCGGGAGGACAGCGCGCUGGGCGCGGGCCGCGUGAAGCGCGGCUGGGUGUGGAACCAGUUCUUCGUGGUGGAGGAGUACACGGGCACCGAGCCCCUGUACGUGGGCAAGAUCCACUCAGACUCAGACGAGGGUGACGGCGCCAUCAAGUACACCAUCUCAGGCGAGGGCGCCGGGACCAUCUUUCUGAUCGACGAGCUGACGGGCGACAUCCACGCCAUGGAGCGCCUGGACCGUGAGCAAAAAACCUUCUACACGCUGCGGGCCCAGGCCCGGGACCGCGCCACCGAUCGCCUGCUGGAGCCGGAGUCGGAGUUCACCAUCAAGGUGCAGGACAUCAACGACAGCGAGCCCCGCUUCCUGCACGGCCCCUACAUCGGCAGCGUGGCCGAGCUGUCGCCCACAGGCACGUCGGUGAUGCAGGUGAUGGCCUCGGAUGCGGAUGACCCCGCGUACGGCAGCAGCGCCCGGCUGGUGUACAGCGUGCUGGACGGAGAGCACCACUUCACCGUGGACCCCAAGACCGGCGUGAUCCGGACGGCUGUGCCUGACCUCGACCGCGAGAGCCAGGAGCGCUACGAGGUGGUGAUCCAGGCCACAGACAUGGCGGGCCAGCUGGGCGGCCUCUCGGGCUCCACCACCGUCACUAUCGUGGUCACCGACGUCAACGACAACCCGCCCCGUUUCCCACAGAAGAUGUACCAGUUCAGCAUCCAGGAGUCAGCCCCUAUUGGCACAGCCGUGGGACGAGUGAAGGCCGAGGACUCAGACGUGGGCGAGAACACGGACAUGACUUACCUCCUCAAGGAGGAGAGUGGCAGCGGCGGCGAAGCAUUCAAGGUCACCACGGACAGCGACACUCAGGAGGCCAUCAUCGUCCUGCAGAAGCGCCUGGACUUCGAGUCCCAGCCCGUGCACACCGUGGUCCUGGAAGCCCUCAACAAGUUCCUGGACCCUCGCUUCGCCGAUCUGGGCACGUUCCGCGACCAGGCGAUCGUGCGCGUGGCCGUGACCGACGUGGACGAGCCCCCCGAGUUCCGGCCGCCGUCCGGCCUCCUGGAGGUGCAAGAGGACGCGCAGGUGGGCUCCCUGGUCGGCGUGGUGACUGCGCGGGACCCCGACGCCGCCAACCGGCCCGUCCGGUACGCCAUUGACCGCGACUCGGAUUUGGACCAGAUCUUCAAUAUCGAUGAGGACACGGGAGCCAUCGUGACGGGCAAGGGGCUGGACCGCGAGACGGCCGGCUGGCACAACAUCACGGUGCUGGCCAUGGAGGCUGAAAAUCACGCCCAGCUAUCCCGGGCAUCUCUAAGGAUCCGAAUCCUGGAUGUGAACGACAAUCCCCCAGAGCUGGCCACGCCCUACGAGGCCGCCGUGUGUGAAGAUGCCAAACCAGGCCAGCUCAUCCAGACCAUCAGCGUGGUGGACAGAGAUGAGCCCCAGGGUGGGCACCGCUUCUAUUUCCGCCUGGUGCCUGAAGCUCCCAGCAACCCCCACUUCUCUCUGCUCGAUAUCCAAGACAACACAGCCGCGGUGCACACGCAGCACGUGGGCUUCAACCGGCAGGAGCAGGACGUGUUCCUCCUGCCCAUCCUGGUGGUGGACAGCGGGCCGCCCACGCUCAGCAGCACAGGCACGCUCACCAUCCGCAUCUGCGGCUGCGACAGCGCCGGCGCCAUCCAGUCCUGCAACACCACGGCCUUCGUCAUGGCCGCCUCCCUCAGCCCCGGCGCCCUCAUCGCCCUGCUGGUCUGUGUCCUCAUCCUGGUCGUGCUGGUGCUGCUGAUCCUCACGCUCCGACGCCACCACAAGAGCCACCUGAGCUCGGACGAGGACGAGGACAUGCGGGAUAACGUCAUCAAAUACAACGACGAGGGCGGCGGCGAGCAGGACACCGAAGCCUACGACAUGUCGGCGCUGCGGAGCCUCUACGACUUCGGCGAGCUCAAGGGCGGCGACGGGGGAGGCAGCGGGGGCACGGGCGGGGGCACGGGCAGCCCCCAGCAGGCCCGCCUGCCCUCCGAGCGCCACUCGCUCCCGCAGGAGCCGCCGCGUCCCGAGCCGGACUUCUCAGUGUUCAGGGACUUCAUCGGCCGCAAGGUGGCGCUGGCGGACGCGGACCUGUCGGUGCCGCCCUACGACGCCUUCCAGACCUACGCCUUCGAAGGCGCGGACUCGCCGGCCGCCUCCCUCAGCUCGCUGCACAGCGGCUCGUCGGGCUCCGAGCAGGACUUCGCCUAUCUCAGCGGCUGGGGCCCGCGCUUCAGGCCCCUGGCCGUGCUCUACGCCGGCCACCGCGCGGACGACGAGACCCAGGCCUCCUAGCCCCCCACCCCCGGCCCUGCCGUCGGGGCGCAGCCGCCCGCCCCGUCCGGGGCCUCACUGGGCCCGAGGACCAAAGCAUUUCCCCUCCUCAUCCACUUCCCCAGCCUCCCACCUCCCAGGGCGGCCGGAUGGGAGCGACUUAUUAGGGGGCGGACCCCUGGACGUCCUCUCCCCCAACCCCCCAGGCAGCCUUCGGACCCAGGGGCGGCGGGAAUUACAACCAACGUCAUUAAAACUGCAACGAGACCCGGCACUGCGUGGCUCCGGGGUUAGAAAGGGAGAUGGGAGUGGUGUGGCGGCGACUGGGAGGGGCGGGUUCCUCAAUCCUGGCUUGGGGAUGGGGACGCUGGAGGGAGGGUGCUGCUAUGCACCCUCCAGGAUUCUCCCCAAAAGAGUUAAGAGGAGAGAAGGGCUGUUCAUUUACUAAACGCCUACUGUGUGCUGGGACGCUGUGCAGAGACCACUUCGGUCGUCAUAGAGACGGUGAGGCAGGGUCCUCCACAUAACAGGUGAGGAAAGCCGCCCAGAGAGGUAGCUGUACCUGUCCAAGGACACCCAGCCAGUGCAUGGUGGAGCUCUGGCACUUACCUGCUGUGUGGCCUUAGACAGGUUAUCUCACUUCUCUGGGCCUCAGUUUCCUCAUCUGUCAAAUGGGGUUAACAACAGAACCUACCUCGAAGAAUUUUGAGGAUAACAAGGGUUAAUACCUGUGGAGUACUUAGGGACGGUGCCUGGCACAUCGUGGAUGUUCAAUAAAUGU